GAGAGCCGCCGAACCCUAGGAGGCUGAAACCCUAGGAGAGAGAGAGAGAGAGAGCGCCGCAGCAGCAGCGAUGACGACCCGAUUCAAGAAGAACCGCAAGAAGAGAGGCCACGUGAGCGCCGGUCACGGUCGAAUCGGCAAGCACCGCAAGCAUCCCGGAGGUCGCGGAAACGCCGGAGGCAUGCACCACCACCGCAUCCUCUUCGACAAGUACCACCCGGGGUAUUUCGGUAAAGUCGGUAUGAGGUACUUCCACAAGCUCCGCAACAAGUUCUACUGCCCCAUCGUCAACGUCGACAAGCUCUGGUCACUCGUCCCCCAGGAGGCCAAGGACAAGGCCACCAAGGACAACGUCCCCUUGAUCGACGUCACUCAGCACGGCUACUUCAAGAUCCUCGGCAAGGGGAAGCUCCCGGUGGGCCACCCCGUCGUCGUCAAGGCCAAGCUCAUCUCCAAGGUUGCUGAGAAGAAGAUUAAGGAAGCCGGCGGCGCUGUCGUUCUCACCGCUUAGGUUUGGGUCCUUCUGAGAGAAAUUAGGGGUUUUGAUUUUCGUUUUUUCGUUUAUGUUAAUCUGGUUUAGUCUGCCUGGAGACAGCUAUGUUAUAUUUUCGAUUUUGGAUCGGUGGAUGUUAAAUGGCUUUUCAUAUUUAUCGGAUUUGGUUAAUU
Fragaria vesca subsp. vesca is the source of this 666-nucleotide messenger RNA. RefSeq names its product 60S ribosomal protein L27a-3-like. The record is from RefSeq and is a predicted model, not a curated record. NCBI's taxonomy places the organism in Eukaryota, Viridiplantae, Streptophyta, Magnoliopsida, Rosales, Rosaceae. Gene Ontology annotation, molecular function: structural constituent of ribosome. Gene Ontology annotation, biological process: translation. The transcript has a single exon. Gene Ontology annotation, cellular component: ribosome; cytosolic large ribosomal subunit. The coding region runs from base 71 to 511 and encodes 146 amino acids.